AUGGCCACGCCCAUGGCCGCGGGCGCCUUUGCCUUCGCCGCAAUCGGCGUCCCGCUCCUCACCGCCCUCCUCAUCCUUGUGCCCCGGCUUGGCCUCUUCCGAGCUACCGGCGCGCGCCACGCCGUGCUGCCGAAGCCCGUCUCGCGACUCGACGGCCGCGACAUCCUCGUCAUCAUCCUCCUCAUCCUCGACAAGCUGCUGCAGCGCCUCCUCGGCCUCGCCCCGCCGCUCGCACCCUCCUCCGACGGCCGCGGCUUCGACCUCCCCGCGCUGUCCGUCACCAGCACCCUCGCCAUCGACGACGAUGACCUCCUCCGCUUCGACGCCGCGACGGCCCCGCGCGCUAAGAAGGGGACGACGACCGCCGCCCGAGCCGAACCGUCAUCAACGACCGCGCCCACCCCCCCGGAGAACAACCGCUCACUCCUCAUCCCUGGCCUGAUCAACCCCCUCAUGGCCAUCCUCCUCGCCAACCGCAACCUCCCCGUGCACCCGUUCGGCGCGGUCAACACCCGCAACACCUUCACGUUCCUCGAUCCGGAGGCCUGCCGGCACCCGACGCGCGUGCUCGACGCCACGCGCGGCGUCACCGUCUCCGCCUCCCUCGGCGGGCCCGGCAACCCCGGCCGCCGCGUCAAGCGCGGCGUCGAGUUUGAGGUGCUCUUCGAGGUCGCCGCCCUGCGCCGGGGCGACACCUCCCCGACCGUCAUCUUCCGGCAGGUCGGCGCCGUCCUCGCCCACCUGCCGCGCGACACCAAGCCGCUCUACGUGAGCGCCACCGCUGACGAGAAGGAGGAGGAGCCGGCGUGGACGUCGGCGGACGGGGAGAUUGUGGAGCUCGGCAUGCGCGCGCCGAAGAAGUGGGCGGCGGUGUGCAGAGACUACAAUCCGAUUCACAUGUCGAGCCUGCUGGCGCGCGCGUUCGGCUUCCCGGGCAAGAUCGCGCACGGCAACCACGCGCUGGCCCGGGCGGAUGACGAGGGCAGGGAGACGCCGAGCGCGCUCGAGGUGCGCUUCCUGCGGCCGAUGGUCCUGCCAGCGCGGCUGGCGCUCGAGGUGGCGGACGUCCGGGGGGGUUUCGCCCUGCGCGUGGUGAGGAACGAAAAGGAGCACCUGACGGCGCGGUGGACCAAGCUGUGA
Cordyceps fumosorosea ARSEF 2679 is the source of this 1140-nucleotide messenger RNA. RefSeq names its product Ricin B lectin. The record is from RefSeq and is a predicted model, not a curated record. Lineage: Eukaryota; Fungi; Ascomycota; Sordariomycetes; Hypocreales; Cordycipitaceae. Bases 1 to 1140 code for a protein of 379 amino acids. The transcript has 2 exons.